Molecule: messenger RNA, 988 nt
Organism: Diprion similis
Lineage: Eukaryota; Metazoa; Arthropoda; Insecta; Hymenoptera; Diprionidae
Product: 3-oxoacyl-[acyl-carrier-protein] reductase FabG-like
Exons: 4
Coding region: 150-911 (253 amino acids)
Molecular function (GO): oxidoreductase activity
Source: RefSeq, a predicted model, not a curated record
CUUGUACGGCUAGAAUUGUCGUCGAUUGCGCAGCCUGGCGAUUGCGCAUUUCGCUCUUGCUGGGUCCACAAGAAGGUGGUGGAAGUAGAAACCACCUGCAAUACCGGUUAUCAAACUCCAAGGAAUACUAGAGGACACUGACCACAGAAAUGUCAUUCGCUGGAAAAGUGGUCCUGAUCACAGGCGCCAGUUCUGGAAUUGGCGCAGCCACAGCAAUCCACCUCUCUCGGCUCGGAGCGUCCUUAUCAAUCACUGGAAGAAACUUGGAGAACUUGAAAAAGGUUGCGGACAAGUGCGGUGAGCCUAAACCCUUUCUUAUAACUGGCGAGCUGACCAACGAGGCUGACACGAAAAAAAUUCUCGAUUCCACGAUUAAACACUAUGGAAAACUUGAUGUCCUCAUCAACAAUGCUGGAAGCUUGGAAUCCGGUUCAAUUGAAAAUACCAGCCUGGAGCAAUUCGAUAGAUUAUUCAACAUCAAUGUUCGCUCGAUAUAUCAUCUGACGAUGCUUGCUGUACCACAUUUGAUCGAGACGAAGGGCAACAUAGUCAAUGUUUCGAGUGUUAACGGUGUCCGAGCCUUCGCUGGAGUCUUAUCUUAUUGUAUGAGCAAAGCUGCCGUCGAUCAAUUUACCAGAUGCGUUGCCUUGGAACUUGCGGAUAAGCAGGUACGCGUGAACAGUGUUAACCCUGGAGUGGUAGUCACAAAUCUACAUAAGAACAGUGGGAUGGGAGAAGAGCAACUGAAAGCAUUUUUCGAACGCAGCAAAACGACUCAUGCUCUUGGUCGCCCUGGAGAUGUGAGUGAAGUCGCCAGUACGAUAGCGUUUCUCGCUAGCAAUGAUGCUAGCUUUAUUACUGGCGUAUCAUUACCAGUUGACGGAGGGAGACAUGCCAUGUGCCCUCGAUGAGCUGCGAACGAGAAACAGAUAAUCCCCAAAAUACACCCUCAGUUAUAAAAUGUAUAUUAUACGCAUUAUGAAUUACA